AAUUAGCCAUGUUCGACUCUCAGAGGAUGGGACUCUGUUGCUGUUUUAGUGACUCUGUGUAUUUCAUCUCUUUAUUAGGAUGCUGCCAGCACAGAUAAUUGAGUAUUACAACCCCUCAGGACCUCCUCCUCCUCCACCACCCCCCAUGAUUCCUUCAGCACAAACUGCUUUCGUCAGCCCCCUCCAGAUCCCCAUGCAGCCCCCCUUCCCUGCCUCCGCUGGCUCCUCCUACCCGGCUCCUCCUCACCCUCCCACCGCUGGGCUCGUGGUCACAGCCCCGCCGCCUCCGGGCCCACCGCCUCCUCCGCCGGGCCCCCCUGGCGCAGGCUCUUCUCGCUCGUCCUCCCCAAUGCAUGGCCCCCCUGCAGCUGAGGCAAAGCGCCAAGAGACGGCACAGCCACCCAUAAGUGAUGCUCGAAGUGAUCUUCUCGCUGCCAUUCGAAUGGGGAUUCAGUUGAAAAAGGUGCAAGAACAGCGCGAGCAAGAGGCCAAGCGCGAGCCAGUCGGGAAUGACGUGGCCACGAUCCUGUCCAGACGCAUCGCCGUGGAGUACAGCGAUUCUGACGACGACUCGGAGUUCGAUGAGAACGACUGGUCCGACUGAGGCGGCGCGCAUGCGCAGCGGGGGCGGUGCGCUGCCGAACCCGGCGGCCACCGGAGGCCCUGUGUUGGAAAUGUCUUGAAAAUUUUAAGUGGUCUCAACACCCACAUAGUGGUAUUAUAAUCCUGUAGCUUAGCAACUUUUGUAUUAAUAAUGUGAUAUUGCUUUUGCACAUCCAAAACUUCUGGGUUUUUUCAGUAUUUACUGUGUAAUACUUAAGUGCCACUAAACAUAGCAAAUUGUGCUGCACAUGAGGAAAUAUGCUGUAACUAUCGCAUUGUCCUGAAAACAGCCUCUUGCUUACUUUUUCUUGGCCAUGAAAGUACUUAGUGCGGUUUGGAUUUCCUCUUCUUGAUCACUAUAAUUCUGCAGACUUGCUGUGUGUUUGUGAAGCUGCCUGGUGUUAGGUCUUUGCAAGAUUAACGAACGUGUGUCAGAGUGAUGUCUUCCAAUCAGUAAGUGGACCGUUUCACCCUUUUUUGUUUGUUUCAAAUGUGUUUCCGAAGAAGUUGGUUCCAGAGGGAAAGAUUUAACAAGGAGAAUCAAGCGUCGCUGCUUUCCGUUUCUUGGUUCGGUCGCCUCUGUGUGAAUCGGAACGCUCUGUGAGAUGAUUUGGUUUCCUUUGCACGCUCUUGUGAAAUGUGAAAUUGGAAGGGCCCUUUCCAGGCAGGAUUCCCUGCGGGCACUCACUUGGUCGGUGCUUGUUGAUGAUUUGUGUUAAGAGCUUCCAGCCGCUGUGCAGUCAUGAAAAUGAACAGGGUUCUUUUUCCUCGGCGGCGGGGAGAGGGAUCGGGGCUGACACUGGGAACACCUGGCAGCCCCUAGAGCCCCGGGGGCCAGCCGGCCACACGGACACGGCGGGCGGGGCUCCGCCCGGUGCAGAGGAACCCCCCUCCCCCACCCCACCCCGGCCUUUCCUGGAGCCGUGUCCUAAGUGAAGCCGGUGUAGUUCCUGGCUCCCCGGUGUGCUCCAGAGAGUGCUUCCCAUGGCACCUCGCUCCACUUGGUCUGGAUUUUAAAGCUUAGAUUUUAGGUGAAAGUAGAUGCUGACAGCUAUUCGCUUUUCCUGGUGCUGUGGCCAGGUUAGGGAUCCAUCACCCAAGUAGGGCCUUGGCCCUACUCCUAGAAGCACACGGUUCUCUUUUCUCAUGUUGUCCUCAGCACAUUAAAUGUUAAAAAGUACCUCAGAUUAGAUUAGACGUGUAGCUGUUCCAGAUCACUUUCCUUUCACCUUAGCCCUAACUGCUGUUCUUCCCACAUGGCCAUUCGAGAGACCCCCCGGGGUUUAUUAUCAUGGUGAGAGCAGAGCACUGGAAAAUAGGAUGGCAGCUUUGCUCUUGUAAUCUUGGGUGAAGGGUAACUGCUUGUUCAGAAUCAAGAAAUGCCCCCAGGCUUCGAUUAUAGAUACAACUUCACAAAUAUACUAAAACACUUCACUUACUAUGGAUUCUUACCUACAUACAGCCUUUCAAACGGAUGGCAGUUAUUUGUGACUCUCUGUCAUGAUGGAGUCUUUAGCUCAAGACAGACUUGCCUGGUUCAUGGUAGUCAUCUAAACAGGACCAUGACCAAUGGAUUUUUGUUAAUGAGUCCUCCUGAAGACUUCAGCGGUGCCCCCAAACCACGUCCGUGUGUCCCCAAGUGGACAUUGAUUCGGCUUGUGGGCAGUCAUCAUUGGGUUUUAAUCAUGCAGAUUUUGAAACUCUGAAAAGCCUGAUGUCUGCAUCCCCUUCCCGAGACCAUGGCUUCCUGUAUCAGGUUACCUGAGUCUUUUCAGCUGUACUAGCUGUUUGGACACAUGCUUCUUGAGUUUCUGUUUCUUGGAGCUAGUCACCAUACUUUUAUUGAAUAUAAGUGGUAGUUAUUAAUGGACUUUUACAUUUCUUUCUUUGAUUUCUCCCCCCCCCCUUUUUUUUUCCAGCAUAAAGUCCUACUGUGUUGGCAUUAUUCUUGGGACUUUUACCAUUUGUAGUCUGAUUUUAUCUUUAUUACAGUAUUUUGUUUUUAUUGUUCCUUUUCAGUUAGGAAUUACUUGUAUAAUUCUAGAACUUAAAUUUGGUAACGCUUCUUUGUUUUUUAUGUCCCUUCUGUUCUCAGGAUGAAGAGAACACAUAAAGCUACUAUCCAUGUCAGGAUUUCUUCUAUUUAUAUCUUAUUACAAUAAAAUUACUGGCACUUUAUUCAUAAAUAUUCAUAAGCCUAUUAAUUAUUAGUUGUCUUCCUGUGGUUUAAUCAACAAGUUAUUUUCGACUUGAUUUUCCGACUAGUGAAAACCUUUUGCCCUAAUGUGUUGCGUAGCCUUUAAAAGAAUGGAAAAUGACUAAAAUUCAAUUUAGAUGAUUUUUGCAGUAUUUUUCUCAGCAAAUCUGAUUUAUUCUAAAAUUAAAUCCAGACUUUUUCUAAUGUGCUAUUACAUGAAAAGGAAAAAGUGAAUAUUUUGCAUUUUCAGUUUUCAUUUUCAAGAACUAUUUACCAAAAUGAAUGGAGAAAAACAUUUAAAAGCAUAUUUCUUAUCUGUGGAUUUUACAUUUUAAAGUAGUAGUUAUAACAUUGUAAGGUUAUUUUAAACUGCCCUCAGUUUUUUCCCCCCAUGUGUAUUUUAGAUUAAUUUCUUACAAGCUUUUUUCUCACAUCAUAGAUUAGGCAAGGGGAUGAGAAGUUUACUCGGUACCACACAUUAGCUUACACAAACAUAACGUGGUUGGUUUUCCAUUGUUAACCCCAAACCAUGAGAUUUGGUACACUUAUGUUUUUCUUUAUUGAAAGUACAUGGUUAGAAAAUUAACAUUUUCAUUUCAGUAAAUUUUAGAAUAUCAAAAUCUUUUCUGAACACCAAGUGGCUAGGUUGUGAAAGUUUUGUAAUAAUUUGCAACUGGAAUACAUGAUACAUUUUAAUCCAUUAAAGACUAGUGGGAAUGUAUCAGCCAGAGUAGCAAGUAAUUUUUGUUUUAUAAAUCAGAGUAUCUGUCACCUUGCAGUAUUACCAAUGCUGUUGUAAAUUGAAUUUAAAGUGGUAUUAAAAAACAAAAAACACACCUCCUGUUAAACAAUUUUUAUCUGUUUGUAUAUCUUACUAUAGAUUAUGUACAAGUAACAUCUAAAUAAAAUUACACUUUUAACCCUAAAA
Leptonychotes weddellii (Weddell seal) is the source of this 3728-nucleotide messenger RNA. Lineage: Eukaryota; Metazoa; Chordata; Mammalia; Carnivora; Phocidae. The record is from RefSeq and is a predicted model, not a curated record.